GGCAGCAUCCGGUAUGUUUCCGUUAAUGCUUCUGAGUUUCUACGGCGUACAAGCGGUGCUCGACGAGCCUCACACACUGGUAUAUUACUACACCCUGAACCAUGGGAAUGAUGACUUACCAGAAUAUAUUGUCGUGGGUGUCCUGGAUGGCUGUGUGAUACAUUAUUAUGACAAAAAAAUGGAAAAGGCAGUUCCAAGACAGGAAUGGAUGGCGAAUUCAUUUGACAAGACUUACUGGACAAGUAUUGCCGUCACCCUAUCACCUUUCCAUGUAAUCAUCAAGGGGCAGCUCGAUGGAUGGCUGCGAGAGGUUAACGAAACAGCAAAUUAUCACUAUGUUCAAGGGCAGUUUGGUUGUGAGGUGAAGGAUGCUCGAGCCAAUGCAUUGAUACUGAAGCUGGCUUUUGAUGGAGAAUACAUACUUAGUUUUGAUAAUGAGAAACUAGAUUGGAUUGCACAUUGUCCAGAAGCUCAGUUCCUCAAGGAAAGAUGGGAUGAUAACGAAAAAAUGAACCAAAGAUUCAAGAAUCUGUUAGAAAUGAAUUGUGUGGAUCUAUGGAAGAGAUAUCAUUCAAUUGGAAAUGCAUACCUAACCAGAAAAAUAACCCCUGAGGUCAUUGUUGCUGCCCGUCCUGGUGAGCAUUGGUUUCUCCACUGCUACGUGUUUGGAUUUUAUCCAACGGCCAUCAACGUGAGCUGGUUCCGGAAUGGGCAACAUGUUUCCGAGACGAAAUCUACUGGGAUAUUACCCAAUGAAGAUGGAACAUAUCAACUCCGUUCUAUCCUUGAGUUUGAUCCGUUUGAUGGGAAAGAGUAUUCUUGUCGUAUUGAUCACAGCAGCCUUCCGGGUGGUAAGACGGUUAUCUGGGAAGGAAAUCAGAUGAAACAGAGGUACAUAGCGUUGAUUGCCGUGUUUGUUCUGAUAUCGUUGGUCAUCAUCUUCACAGUAAUUAUUUGGUGGAGAAAGAAAGACGUGGGGCUUCGUGAAGUCAUUGGGUGCUGUAAAUUAUCAACAUCUCCAAGGAUCUAUCCUGGUCCCAGCGCAUAGCUGAAACUACAAAGAAGGCGGGCCAGCGUCUCUACAUUCUUGGAAGUUUAAGGUGAUUCUGCAUGUUAUCGACGGAUCUGACAAACAUUCACAGAUGUACAGUGGAAAGCCUUCUGUUUGGUUGCAUUACGGCCUGGUAUGAAAACUCCAAUGAACAGUGGUGUACUUAGCUUGUUCCAUCACAGGUGCAGCUCUCCGCACUAUCGCGGACAUUUGCAAGAAGGAAUUGCUCAAGAAGGCGACAUCAAUCAUCAGCAUCCCCGCUAUCCCGACCAUAUCCGCUUUCGAUGAUGCGAUCAGACAGUAGAUGCAGGAGCGUGAAGACCCACUCCUCAAAGUUCAAAGGCAGCUUCUUCCCCACUGUCAUUAGGAUCUUAAACAAACUGUAAAAAAAAACUUAACACGACCUCGGACUGUAUUGGGAAAUUGUUAAGGAGUAUUUUUGCGUAGAGUGCUCUCGGGGCAGCCUGCAAAUGUCUCUAGGCUUCCGGCGCCAACAAAGCCUGCCCAUAACUUCAAAAUCUGUACGUCUUUAGAAUGUGGAAGGAAACCGACGCACCCAGAGGAAACCCACAAAUACACGGGAAGAACGUACAAACCCCUUACAGUCUGUGGCCGGACUUGAACCCAGGUUAUUGGCGCCGUAAUAGCAUUGUGCUAACCACUAUACUGACUGAGGAAUGUUUUGACGAUAAUGCGCCAAAGCAUAGUGAAAUUCAA
Molecule: messenger RNA, 1768 nt
Organism: Pristis pectinata (smalltooth sawfish)
Lineage: Eukaryota; Metazoa; Chordata; Chondrichthyes; Rhinopristiformes; Pristidae
Product: class I histocompatibility antigen, F10 alpha chain-like
Exons: 6
Coding region: 14-1048 (344 amino acids)
Biological process (GO): immune response
Cellular component (GO): external side of plasma membrane
Source: RefSeq, a predicted model, not a curated record